Molecule: messenger RNA, 2047 nt
Organism: Linepithema humile (Argentine ant)
Lineage: Eukaryota; Metazoa; Arthropoda; Insecta; Hymenoptera; Formicidae
Gene: car
Product: vacuolar protein sorting-associated protein 33A
Biological process (GO): vesicle-mediated transport; intracellular protein transport
Cellular component (GO): lysosome; CORVET complex
Source: RefSeq, a predicted model, not a curated record
ACCGCUGGCUGUAACGCAGUGUAUAGCAGUGUGCAGUGUGUUGAGUGUAUUGAGGUUAUCUAUUGCGGACGAUGUCAGAUGUGAUAUUGCACGUAGCUAAUACGCUGUAAUCAUGUCAUCAACAUAUUUGACAGGAGGCAAAUUAAAUAUUGGGCUUAUACAAGAACAAGCGAGAAAACGGUUGCUUUGUUUGCUAGAAAAAUGCGAUGGCUCCAAGGCUAUUAUAUGGGAUCAAUCGUUAGCUGGACCAAUUGGUCUUGUUGCAAAGUAUAAUUUAUUGGAGGAAUAUGGUGUCGUAAAAAUGUAUCCAUUGUAUGGUGGAACUUUGACAAUACCACCUAAUAUUGCCAACAUCAUAUUCAUUUCAAGACCACAAUUGGAACUCAUGGAUUUAAUUGCUGAAAAUAUUCAUGGUGAAGAGGGUAAAAGGCCACGCAAAGAAUUUCAUUUAUUUUUUGUACCACGGAAAAGUCUACUCUGUCAAAAAAAACUUCAGAAUCGUGGUGUAUUUGGCAGUUUCACAUUGAUAGAAGAAUUCAAAUGUGAUCUCUUUCCAUUUGAUAAUGAUCUAUUAUCAAUGGAACUAAGUGGAUCCUUUAAAGAAUUCUAUUUGGAAAAUGAUCCCACUUGUCUAUAUCAAGUUGCACAAGCUAUACAAGGUUUACAGAAAUUAUAUGGAAAAAUUUCAAGAAUCACAGGAAGAGGACCAGCUGCUAGCAAAGUUUGGGAAUUAUUACAGAGAUUAAACAGAGAAGAAGAAGAUAAUAAAGCAGUUUCUACCUCAUCUGUUGCUAUUGAACACUUAUUAUUAUUGGAUCGAUCUGUAGAUUUACUUUCGCCGUUAGUUACACAGUUAACUUACGAAGGACUAAUUGAUGAAAUAUUUGGAAUAAAAUAUAAUACUGUGCAAUUACCUGCGAGAAAGUUUCAUGAUUCCGAUGACUCUCCCACAGCUAUAUCUUUAAAUGAAAAAGAACAAAUCAUAUUGAAUUCAGGAGAAGAACUUUUCGCUGAGAUCAGAGAUAAAAACUUUAAUGGUGUUGGCCCGGUUUUGAGCAAGAAAGCUAAAAUAAUUUCAUCUCAGUUUGACGAAAGACAUGGAGAUAAGAGUGUACAAGAAAUCAAACAGUUUGUUGCAAGAUUACCACAUAUGCUAGCGACAAAGCAAUCUUUAGCAAGACAUACCACAAUUGCUGAAAUGAUAAAAGAAGUUACCGACUCGAGUAAUUUCUUAGAAUCUCUGCAAGUCGAACAAGAAUUGUUAAAUUGUAUCGACACAGACAAACCAAAUGCGUACAUUGAAGAUAUGAUAGCGCAGCAGCAACCAUUACUCAAAGUUUUACGUCUUCUUUGCAUACAAUCAUUGACAAAUUCCGGUUUAAAGCCGAAAAUAUUAGAUUACUAUAAGAGAGAAAUAAUUCACACUUACGGAUUCCAACAUUUGCCAACUAUAUUAAAUUUAGAAAAAGCUGGACUAUUAAAGCAGCAGCAAUCAGUGCGACAAUACGCGGUUUUAAGGAAAGCUUUAAGACUCACGGUUGAGGAUGAGAGUGAAAUAACACCAAAAGAUAUCAGUUAUGUACAUUCUAUAUACGCACCACUGAGUGUGAGAUUAGCAGAACAAUUAGUGCAACCAAGUGGAUGGCAAGGAUUAAACGAUGUAAUGGGAUUAUUGCCAGGUCCUACUGUAAGCAGUGUUCCGUAUAAUGCAUCUUCAGGGAGACGAAAUUCGAUUACUAGCGAAGAUUCUAGUUCUGAACCAACAAAAUUAAUUAUGGUAUUUUUUAUUGGAGGAUGUACUUUUGCUGAAAUAUCUGCUCUUCGGUUUUUAUCACAACAAGAAGACUUAAAUGUUGAAUUUGUCGUGGGAACUACUAGAUUAAUCAAUGGCAACACAUUUCUCACUUCCUUGAUGGAAGAUCUAGAUCACACUUGAAAAGGAGAUUACAUAUGUGCAAAUGACAAAGUAGGAAUAUUUCAUUACUUUUAUGUGAUGAAGUAAAAUUCCUGUAAAUAUUAUAUAUACAUAUAUAUCUUUUCCCUCUUA